Synchiropus splendidus (mandarinfish) is the source of this 2990-nucleotide messenger RNA. RefSeq lists its product as uncharacterized. Gene Ontology annotation, molecular function: carbonate dehydratase activity; zinc ion binding. The record is from RefSeq and is a predicted model, not a curated record. NCBI's taxonomy places the organism in Eukaryota, Metazoa, Chordata, Actinopteri, Syngnathiformes, Callionymidae. Gene Ontology annotation, cellular component: plasma membrane. The transcript is spliced from 17 exons. Bases 80 to 1795 code for a protein of 571 amino acids.
UUUUGUUUUCUGACCCCUGAGGGACAAGCACUGACCAAACAGGUCAAAUUGGAUAUUUGCUCACGAGUAAAGUUUGGAGAUGAAUCUGCCAUUAGUCGUCCUGUGCUUGACUCUCGGCGCUUAUGCCUCUGGGAGUGACUGGUGUUACACAGGCUGUGAUCACACGCCGUCUCACUGGAAGGACAUCGCUGGUUCUUUCUGUGGCAGCAGCAGACAGUCGCCCAUUAACAUACACACCCUUCAUGUUGAAAAGGAUGCAAACUUGAAAAACUUCUCCUUCAAAAACUUCUCCUCCCCACAUGUCUUCAAGACGAUCCAAAAUAAUGGACACACAGUGAAGUGCACCAUUGAGAACGUUGAAGUUGGAGGUGGGGGACUCCCUGCGACGUACACAACGCUUCAACUUCACUUCCACUGGGGCGACACCGAGCAUCACCCGGGCUCAGAGCACCUGAUUGACGGCCAUCGAUAUGCAAUGGAGAUGCACAUUGUCAGUCUGAAGAAGGGUCAGACAGCGGACCAGGCGGUGGCGGACUCAGAAGGGAUCGCUGUGCUUGGAUUCUUCAUUAACGCGACAGAGGACGGUGUGAAAUCUGAACCAUGGGGCAACCUCACCUCAUACCUCAACGUCUCAGGGACUGAAAUGAACAUGACUGAUGGCAUUUCGAUCAAUGACCUGAUUGGAUCUGUCAACCUCACCAAGUUUUAUCGCUACAUGGGCUCCCUGACCACUCCAAACUGCAACGAGGCUGUUGUUUGGACCGUAUUCCAUGAGCCGAUCAACGUCCACAAAGACCUGGUUCAACAGUUUGCUUCAAAGACGGGCCUCAAAAAUGUCUAUCGCCCAGAACAGAAGCUGUCUGGCCGUCGUGUGUACGCUUCCCCAGCGACGCCUCUCCCUCCAAGUCCAUCCUGGUGCUAUGAUGAUCACUGUGGCUUUGGUCCGUCACAGUGGCACCUCCUGCCCCAGUCCAAAUGUGCUGGCAAACACCAGUCACCGAUCAAUAUUGAGGAGAAAAACACUGAGGUGGACGACAGACUGGGUCCCUUUACUUUUGUGAAGUUUGACGACAAACACGCCAUCAAGUACAUGAUUAAUACCGGCCAUACAGUUAAAUGUGUGCUGAAGGAGGACUUAUUGGAGCUGUCCAGCGGGGGGUUGGAUCACACGUACUCGGUCUUGCAGUUGCACCUCCACUGGGGUUCGGACUCGCGUGGCUCCACUGGGUCUGAACAUACCGUGGAGUCCAUAAGAUACCCGAUGGAAAUGCACAUAGUGUCCAAGAGAAAGGAUCUGACCCUCGAUAAGGCCUUGCUGACACACAAUGGCUUGGCUGUCCUGGGAUUCCUGAUAGCGGGGAAAACGUCUCACAAAUUUCAUAAAAGUGUUGCGGCUGCAAGUCAUGGUACGAGUGGCAGCAGCACAAGUGAUGCUUGGAAGAAGCUCUCGAAUUACCUUUCAUCCAUUAAAAACACCAGUUCACAAGUGACCAUCACCGAGGAGAUCUCCAUUGAUGACCUGCUUGGGAAUGUGGACCGGACCUCGUACUAUCGCUAUAACGGCUCAUUAACAACCCCGUCAUGCAACCAAGCUGUGGUGUGGACCGUCUUCAAAGAGCCCAUUGAAAUUGACCAGGAUCUGAUCAUGAAGUUCCCGAUCUCAGCAGGGUAUCAUGAUGUGUUUCGGCCAACACAACCUCUGAAUGGCAGGAAGAUCUACACCACAUCAGGAGCCAGUACUCUGGAGCUCUCCGUGUUUAUGCUUGUGCUGGGCUUUUUUUUUGCUUUUGCAUAAUGUGACCUGUCAGAUUCCAAAUAGCUGGAUGCAAAUGACGUCACUUGACAGUGUCUCCAAUUGAUCCUCAUCGAUUUAUGAUUGCAGUUACGUUGACCUCGAGUUGUUGCAUGCUUCGCAAUCUUUGAGUUUCUGCUUCUUUGAAUGGACGGCAUGCUGACUUUUCAGUUAGCAAACAGCCACCUGUCAAGAAUUUGAAACCAUUUGUCUUUGAGGGAAAUGUAACCUUGAAGAAUGUGUCGUGACUUUAGCUGUGUAUAGUUGUGCUGUUUCAUUGAAAUUAAUGAUAUUUACAUCAUAAAUCAAAAUCAACAAAUUUUGUCAUUUAUGGUCCAGUUUUCUUUGUUGUGAAUGUAGCAUGCCCUCUCAUUUCCUCAAAUAAUGGAACUUUAUUGCUGGUGUGCAAUUGGGAUUGACAACAGUGGUAGCAGAAGCAUGGCUCAACAUACAGAUAAAAUCUGCUAACAUGAAUUGUUCUGCCCAAUUAAUUUUUAUUUUAUCUUUAUUUUUUUGAAGGGAGUGACAGACCGUUUUCUAGCGAGACUUGCAUUCACGACCGAGUGCUGUGCAACCAAGUGGGCUUUUCCUGGAAAAUGUCUACUAAAAUGUGCACAGGUUCCCAUGUAGCAUGCUACUGAGGUGAUUUAGUGAAUACUGUUCUGCUUCAAGAACAAUUGUCUCUUCUCAAUUGUCUUAUAGUUGCACUUGUAGGAGAACCUAAAAGAACUGACCUAAAGAGGUCCUCUGUGUUGGGGACUGCAGCCAGCGAUGGUGUUCGACACUCGAUGCCAUUAUAGCAAGCAACUUGAGACUCCAUCUACAACAUGUACUGUGUGAAACUCUCUGCAUCACAUAGUUUCUCUGACAAAUGGACCAGCUACGCAGUGUUGUGCAGUGUAGGCAAAAGAUGUCUGCAUGAGAAAUGCUUCACAAGCCAACUCAUAGUCGAAAACCGAUCAAAGUAAAUGUAUUUACGUCAUAAGGUAUUUACCUUUUUUUUCAGUACAUAUGAGAUCCAUCCAUUUUCUACCACUUUAUCAGGACUUGGGUCGCGGGGGCAGCAUUCGGAGAAGAGAUGCUCAAAUUUCCCAAUCCGUGCACACUUCCUCCAGCUGCUCUCUCGGGAUUCCGAAGUGUUCCCAGGCCCUUAAUUCGUAUUGAAAUUAUUUUAACGUAAAUGGUGAUCAAAGCUCUU